Molecule: messenger RNA, 1281 nt
Organism: Hydatigera taeniaeformis
Lineage: Eukaryota; Metazoa; Platyhelminthes; Cestoda; Cyclophyllidea; Taeniidae
Source: the annotation of a GenBank genome assembly
AUGAUGACUUACAAAAACUUUGUUUUAAAUCUCGUAUGCUAUUGUCUUGAGUUGAACACGCCCAGACCCGAGCGCUGCGGCAGCAUAUACUGCCAUGAGAAGGCGCGCUGCCACGGUGGCACGUGUUACUGCGAGUACGGUUAUGCGGGUGAUGGCAUAGCGGUGUGCGAAAAGGUCGAAGAGGACCUCUGUAAGCGAGUCCGGUGUGCAGAGAACGCAGAAUGUGAGGCUGGUCUCUGUCAGUGUAAACCGGGCUUCAAGGGUGACGGAUUCUCCGAGUGCACCCCUGUGGAGGUCGAUUCAUCCUCUUGCAAUGGCCAAUACUGUGGACCCAAGGCUGAGUGCCGCGACGGGGUGUGCGUGUGCGUGCCGGGUUACACUGGUGACCCCUACGACAUUUGCACCCGUAAACGACCCCUCUCUGAGUAUGAAAAUUCACUCUUCAAGGCUCUUCGAGUCCGGACUCCUGUAGCAACCUUGCGUGUCACCCAAACGCAACUUGCUCCCAAGGUCAGUGUCACUGCAACUACGGCUUCGAAGGCGAUGGCUUCAUUGACUGUUGGCCUAAAGAUCCCGAUGACCAGUGACGACUAUUGCGAAGAAUGCCGCGGAAACGGCGAGUGUGCAGCCAACGCGCAGUGCACCUAUGACAGACAGAUGCAGCACUACCGGUGCGUUUGCGACGCUGGCUUCUUGGGAGAUGGCGCCAUCGCCUGCAUUCCAGGUGCGGUAGCCAAUCGUACUGAGGCAGCGCAGUGUCGUGCACCGUGCCACCGUUUCGCCACUUGCGACGAAUAUGACGGUCGUUGUAAGUGUCGAUCUGGCUUCAUUGGCAAUGGCUACACCUACUGCGAUUUUGACUGCAGUCAGUGCCUUGCUGAGGCACAGUGUGUGCCUGAGUCCAGUCAGUGCGUCUGUCCGUCAGGAUAUACCGGCGACGGUAUUCGCAUGUGUCGUCCAGUCACUAGCCAAGGUCUAUUCACACUGAGAAUCUUGAAGGACAGCGAAACGAUUCGCGUGCGUGAAGGCUCUGGACCUCUCACCCUCCGUUGCGUACUCUCGGGUGACGUACGUAACGUGCAGGCACGUUGGUUGGUUCCCGGUGACGUUGGCCGCACCGACGAGCAGGCCACGCAUGAAGGUCGGGAAUUGUGGCUCACCGUCGAUCAGCCCAGCCCCAAGAAUUCUGGCCCCUACGUCUGUCAGGCUUCUCGGAUUUCAGACACCAUCAACGUUAUCGUCGAGCCACAGCAAAAGAGUAUUAUAAUUAUCUUACUAUAA